AUGGCGGCUUUCAUGUCCGCCGUGCCCAUUCCCGGGACGGCGACAGAUGCGCAAUCUGUCAGGCCAAGUAUCAUCCUGACCCGGUAUUGCCAGACCAAGAACUGCCGCAACAUGCUCUGUUCGGGCACUGAGGACAAGCUCUGUGAGCAGUGCCGGGACAUCAUUGGCUCUCGCGCUGGAGGCGACACUGUCAGGGCAGCGGCGGAAGCCGACGACUCGCUGCUCCAAACCGGCAACCUCGGCCUCAGCAACCCUCAGGCCUCAUUCCUCAGUGAGGCAACUCACGACAUCAAUUGGUACUCUGAUCGCCAGUCUGUCGGUCCCGCCAUGCUGGGAGCAGAGAAUGAUCCAUACGCUGCCCACCUUGCCAUGCUUGAUGAGCGUCAGCAGAAUCGRGCACGUAAACUGGAGCGGGAGACGGAAGAGGUGGACGGGCGCUGGCGUACCAGACAGUCCGCCACUGCUCUGCUGGGAAGCUCGCCACCGCGCGUCUCUCGUUCUCGCAGACCAGAAACGGACCGUGGGGUGGCGGUGGCUGUGGAUGCGUACCGGCCCAGUGGCCGCUAUUAUCUGAGCGAGAUAGAUGCCUAUCGGCCAGGCAGGAGCAGUCCCGCUCACGCCCAUCGAACCUCUGAAAUUGAUCGGUCAUACGAGAGAGGCCUGCGGCAGGUGCCGAAGCUUGAUACGCUGACUUCAACCGCCCUCGCCCUUCGCCCUCCCAACAAGCGAAAGCUGCAGGACGAGAUCGCUCGAAAUGAGGCCAGUAACAAGUCGCUGGCAAAUCCAAGUCAGUCGGCCCGCUGCGGCAAAAGGCAAUGCAAUAACAUGGCGGAUAUUGGUAAAGAUCGGUGCAAAGCUUGCUAUCGUGCAGAAGGCCGGCAUCCCGAGGACGAGAGGAGGCGCUGUGCAUCGAGCAAUUGCACACACUGCAUAUCAGAUGCAAUUGAUGGCGAUCUAUGCAGAGUCUGUCUUGAUGUCGAGCUUGGUGAGAGAAAGAGAUGUAAUGGUCUUCACUGCCGCAUUGUCUUGCAAAAAGGUGAUCCUGAUCUACUGUGCCUGGGCUGUAAGCGUGGCACAGUACCUGCGCGGUACUGUAAGACCCAGAACUGCAAUGCGUUAAUUCCACCAAGCGAGCGUGGAAACCACUGCAAAUCACACGCAUCCGCAAAACAAGCACCUCCAAAGCAAGCGGCAAAGAAAACGCCUAUCCGGAGCUGUAGCCGGCCAUCUUGCAACAAUGACAUCGCGGCCAACAUUCCAGGAAAGCUUUGCCGGGUAUGCCUUGCCUCUCAUAGAGAGACACAGUUCGCGAAGCAGCAAAGCAUGAGCAAUCCACUGCCUGUCUACCAAGAUUAUCGGCACAGGAUGUCAUACAACGAUCAUCCUCCACGGCAAUUCGUGGGAGAGCCGUAUCAACCUCAGGACCGAUUAUACCGGCAAACUUUCCUCGACCAAUCGCACCAGCAAAAUUUCCAAGAUCAGGCAUAUCAACAGAUCUUCCAGACCAACCGGUACCAGCAAGGCUUCCAGCUAAAUCCGAUGCACGACCAGUACCAACGUCUCAUGGCGCCUCAACUGUUCCAGCAACAAGAGCCACAAUUCAAUCCGCAGCCCAUGUUGGACCAGUCUCACCUGACGCCGCAGCUAUCGGCCCAGCGCUACAGCCACCCCAGUGGUCGACCACAACAGAUUGGGCCACAUGUUUCGCACUUCCCGCGCCAGCAACUCCGCCAGGAAUCAGUGUACCGCCAUGACUCUCCACUUGCCGUGCCAGAGCUCGCAUUUGACCGUCCCCAGCUUCCCAAGCCGUCAUUAGACACAACAAGGUCACUCAGCGAUAUUUCUGCCCCUGCUCGUCACUAUCGAGUGACGACAAUGCAACGAAUGCUGACGGCUCCUUGCUUUGGCUGCCUUCGAGAUCUGGGUGAGCAAGAAGCCUCAACGCACCCGCAAAUCUAUUGCAUUCAUCUACCGUCGGCAAUACGCCAGACCGUCCUGCUCGAUUACGAGCAGUGGAAGCGCAUAUGUGCUUCUGGACAGCAAGCCGAGUUCGAUCAGAGUUUUUCUGAUGUUAUCAAGUCGGAGAGAGUCGAAGAUGGAGCCGCGAUUACUGUCAAGCGGGAGAAUGAAGAUGGCGAAUCAUUGCAUCCUUCUUCUUGGCCGACGGUCACCGAGCCAAGGCAUUCCCGCGAUGUCUCAGAGCAGUUUGUAAUUUCCGGACAGCACAGCAAUCCCUACGAUACGAUCACAAAUGAGCCACAGAGUCGCAUGUCGCAGCCCGCGUACCCAACGGAGACUUCCGGGGAUCCGGCCGUCAGCGUUACGAGUCCGAGCGCAGCAGCUGCAUCGCCGCACACUAAUUCUGAUGUGGCAGUCGGCGGACUGUCUAAAGACUGGGCCACGGACUCCAUUCGAGAGUUGCUGGAGCUAAAGGCUGCUGCAGAACCGGGUACGCCGCUUGAAGUUGCAGUCGCCCUCCAGCAAGAGCUGCGUAACUGCUUGCUGCUUGAUGUMACUAAGGGUGACCCUCAAGAUGGGGAGCCGUCGGCCAUAGGUCUGCUGCGUGUUCUCGACCAGAGGGUCGAGACUCUUCGUGGUGGACCUGCCGACGGCUGA
Molecule: messenger RNA, 2616 nt
Organism: Ramularia collo-cygni
Lineage: Eukaryota; Fungi; Ascomycota; Dothideomycetes; Mycosphaerellales; Mycosphaerellaceae
Exons: 3
Coding region: 1-2616 (871 amino acids)
Source: RefSeq, a predicted model, not a curated record